Messenger RNA from Prinia subflava (tawny-flanked prinia), 4664 nucleotides. It is a transcript of the gene P3H2, whose product is annotated as prolyl 3-hydroxylase 2. Bases 1 to 2103 code for a protein of 700 amino acids. Gene Ontology annotation, cellular component: endoplasmic reticulum. The transcript is spliced from 15 exons. Gene Ontology annotation, molecular function: iron ion binding; protein binding; procollagen-proline 3-dioxygenase activity. Gene Ontology annotation, biological process: collagen metabolic process. NCBI's taxonomy places the organism in Eukaryota, Metazoa, Chordata, Aves, Passeriformes, Cisticolidae. The record is from RefSeq and is a predicted model, not a curated record.
AUGGCAGCCGGGAGGCGGCCCGGGGGGGCCCUGCUGCUGCCGCUGCUGCUGCCGCUGCCGCUGCUGGUGCUGCCGGCGGCGGGCGGCGGGUGUGCGGCGGAGGGCGGCCCGCUGGAGCCCUUCGAUGCGCUGUACGCCAGCGGCGUGGAGGCGUACUACGGCGGGGACUUCGCGGGCGCGGCGCGGUGCCUGGAGCGGGCGCUGCGCAGCCGGCGGGAGCUGCGGGCGGCGCGGCUGCGGUGCCGGCGGCUGUGCCGAGCGCAGGUGCGGCUGGCGGCGCCGGGCCCGGGCCCCGGCGGGGACCUGCCCUUCCUGGGCUCGGUGCUGCGGCGCGCAGAGUGCGUGCGGCGCUGCGAGGAGCCGCGCCUGGGCGCCGUGUCCCGCCACCGCGCCGCCGAGGAGGUGCGCGCCGACUUCCAGCGCAGGGUGCCCUACAGCUACCUGCAGCGGGCGUACAUCCAGCUGAACAAGCUGGAGGAGGCAGCCAAUGCAGCUCACACCUUCUUCAUGGCAAACCCUGAGCACAUGGAGAUACAGCAGGACCUCGAGAACUACAAGACCACGUCAGGGAAGGUCAGCUUGGUUGACCGGGAGGCCAGGCAGCACAUGGAGGACUACAGUGCUGGGGUGAGGCACUAUGACAAGGAGGAGUACGGGCUGGCCAUCGAGUUCCUGGAGCGUGCCUUGGAAGGAUACUACUCCGAGGAUGAGGACUGCCAGAUCAUGUGCGAGGGGCCGCAGAGGUUUGAGGAGCACGAGUACCUGGACUACAAGGCUGGUCUCUAUGAAGCUAUUGCAGAUCACUACAUGCAGGUCCUGGCCUGCAAACACGACUGUGUGCGAGAGCUCGCCACGCGCUCGGGCCGCAUCUCGCCCAUCGACAACUUCCUUCCCCUGCAUUACGACUACCUGCAGUUCGCCUAUUACAGAGUUGGUGACUAUGUAAAAGCCCUGGAGUGUGCCAAGUCCUACCUGCUCUUCCACCCGGACGAUGAGGAUGUCCUGGAGAAUGCAGGUUAUUACGAGGAUCUCUUGGAAGGCACAGUGGAUCCAGCCACCAUCAAACCCAGAAAGGAGGCCAGAGCGCUGCUGCGGCGCCACAAGCUGGAGUCCCACCUGCUGCAGGUGGCUGCGGCCGGGCUGGGAUACGCCUACACCGAGCCGAACUACUGGAACAGGUAUGGCGCCCGCCAGGACGAGCACAGUGUCCCCUCAAGUAUCAGCAGUGAACCAGAGGAUGGGCCCCGGCUGUCCCUGACAAAGAAACCCAUGCCCAAGCCCAAUCGAGAGCUGAAGGAGGGGGGCCCUCUUCUGUACAACGAUGUGAAGUUUGUCUACAACUCUGAGCAGCUGAACGGCUCCCAGCGCGUGCUGCUGGACAACGUCAUCUCGGAGGAGCAGUGCCGGGAGCUGCACAGGGUGGCCAGCGGGAUCAUGUUGGCUGGAGAUGGUUACAGGGGCAAAACCUCCCCCCACACCCCGAAUGAGAGAUUUGAAGGAGCCACUGUCCUCAAAGCCCUCAAGUACGGCUACGAGGGCCGUGUCCCUCUGAAGAGUGCCCGCCUGUUCUAUGACAUCAGUGAGAAGGCUCGCAGGAUCGUCGAGUCCUACUUCCUGCUCAACUCCACGCUCUACUUCUCCUACACGCACCUGGUGUGCCGCACCGCGCUCUCCGGCCAGCAGGAGCGAAGGAAUGAUCUGAGCCAUCCCAUCCAUGCUGACAACUGCCUCCUGGACCCUGAGGCCAACGAGUGCUGGAAGGAGCCUCCUGCCUACACCUUUCGGGACUACAGUGCCCUCCUGUACAUGAACGCAGAUUUUGAAGGUGGCGAGUUCAUUUUCACCGAGAUGGACGCCAAAACUGUGACAGCCUCCAUCAAGCCCAAGUGCGGGAGGAUGAUCAGCUUCUCGUCGGGCGGCGAGAACCCCCACGGGGUGAAGGCGGUCACCAAGGGGCAGCGCUGCGCCGUGGCGCUCUGGUUCACCCUGGACCCUCUCUACAGAGAGCUGGAACGAAUCCAGGCAGAUGAAGUGAUUGCGAUGUUGGACCAGGAGCAUCUAGGACCCAGUGAAAUGAACAUCAACCCAAAGGAUGAGCUAUGAACUAGGCCAAAGACUUUUUCUAUUAAAUAUUUAUUUAAUAUUGUUAAUCUUAUUAGAACCUUUCUAUUUUUGUACAGAGAUGCUGUAUAAAUUAACAGGUUAAUAUGGUUGUGGAGUUUCAGGAGUGCCUCUUCUGUGUUUAGCACAGCUUUUGCAGGAACCUUCAUCCCUGUGCCAGCAUCUCCUGGUGGGGCUGACUCUGCUUCCAGCAUUCCGUGUUUUUCUGUAGCACUUCUCAGGACUCAUUCAGGCCCACUCUACCCACUUGGAGAACCUAUUUUCUUUUGUUUCUCAACCAAAAAUAGCUGCUUCUCUUUAUCAUCUGCUGGAGGAAAGUCUCAGGUGUCCUAAUGACCAGUCUUCCUGCUCCUGCUUCCUGCUAGGGGAAACUGGAGCACAAAAACUGGAGUUAUGACUGUCCCUCACCAUUUGAAAUAUGCCUUUUAGGGGACAAAAAAAGGAAAACACAAGUCCUAGCAAAAGGGAGAUACCUCUGUAGCCAUGCAAAGCUGGUGUUUGGGCACUAAUUCUGAGCAGAGCUUCCAGAAAUCAGCUGCUGAGCAGGGGCAUGAGCCUGGCACGGGUCAUGGUUUGUUUGUUGCUGUGGUUGUUUGCCAGAGCUGUGUCUAAAUCCAGGGAAAAUAAACAAAACACAUCUGGGCUGGUCUUUGUCUUUCUUCAGUCAAAUGUUAGAAGGGGAGACUGGGGAAUUUGGGGUCUGCCUCAUGAUGGUAGCUGUGCCUUUGGGGUUUCCUGCCUUAGACCUUGGAGCACAGCCCCUCUCCGUGCUGGAGCAGCGUGGACUGUGUGUGUGUGCUUUUGGCUGUCUGUCCAUCUUCCUUGCUGUGUGUCCAGCUGUGCAGUAACCCCCACAUCCCUCAGGAAGGGAGAAGACCCUGGGCCAUGCUUUUCACUGUGCUGCUCUGCCAGUGAGACCUGCUGGCAGCCUGGGCCAGGCUGAAGCCAGGAAACGGGAAUGCAGUGAGUCAAAGGCACUUCUCCUGUUUGUUUGUUUUUCCAGCUCUCUGCUCUGGCAAAGUCUAGCUCAGAAGUGGAUUUGUAUUUCUGCUGCAACAGCAGAGGUGGGUGCCAAGUUUGUUGGCACUCUGUGGCCUCGCAGGAGCAAGUGGCAGAACUGUUUGGGGUAUGCACUAAAGUACAGUGUAGGUUUUUGCAUCUGUUGUACCCAAGUGAGAUGGGUUGCCACCACGGUGGCUUGGACUGAGAAAUUAAUUUUAACUCUUGGAUUUGAUGUAGGGGCCCUUACUCCAGGUAGUUGCUGAAAGCUUCUCUCCAGCCAAAAGCUAACCCCUGAAACCUCACCUGAAAAUAAAACCUGUGGAUACUUACAAAUUCCUGAAUCUGUAAACAAGGCUGAAAUAGCUAAAGCUCUGUCUGUCCAGUGGCUACAGUCUGAAGGAACCUAGACAUUCCAUAGGCAUUAGCCUGAGAGACUUUCUGAGGCAUUAAUUUUAAGCAACUGAACCUUGCCAAUGUUCUUGUGUAGGCUUAGGGCCAUGUGGACAAUCAGCCUCCAACAACUCUACUGGAUGACGUCUAAACCUCAUUAUUUCCAAGCUGAGCCAUGAAAAACUUAUAAAAUAUGGUGUGUUGGGACUUUUUGUAUAUGCUCUUAAUUUCCCACGCUCUUGACUGACCUUCCAAAAUACAGCAGCUCUGAUUACCCUGUGAGCCCCACUGAGAAGCUCUGCCAGCAGCCAGCCUGGCUGAAAACCCUCUGCUGCUGCCACUCCAUCCCACCCCAGCUGCACCCCUCCUGCUGUAUUGAUGCCGUGGGAAGGCUGACCUGAAACAGAGACUGGACAGAGCUAGAGAAUACAGUAGGUAUUUAUUGAAAGGUCUCCAGGAUUUAUUUUGGGUAAGACAGGAGCUUGACUUAAGGCUACACCCAGGAUGGAGUAAAAAUGAUCACAAAAUUGCUGACAGGUCACGAGAUCUUACAUUUUUAUAAGUUUUGGUCCAUUUGCAUAUUGGUGUUUAAUUGUCCAAUUACAGCUUCGGGAUGUGAGGUCUCAUCCUUCCUGUUUUCUCUCUUUAGUCCACUGUUUAUGCUGUUGGGUUGAAAGUUGUGCUUGGUCCUCAGCAGGAAAAGGAUUUGUUUUGUCUACCUACUCUGUGAAGAAAGCCUGCUAGCACUUAAUAUGGGGCUCGGAACUGCACCCCUAGGCAGCACAGAAUCUCAAAAUAUGAAAGCUGAAGGUUAAGCCAUCAGUAUCCCCACCCUGCUGCUGUCUCUCUGACCUGGUGGUGAAGAAUUUGGGUGGCACCAUCCCCACCGUGAGGUUGGCAGUCCCUGUGUGAGGGUGUCUCUACCUCGAAGGAGCUGUGGCCAUGGGUGGGAGCAGAGCCUAGCCUGAGCCCUGAGCCUGCAGCAGCUCAGCCAGGGAAAGGAGUGGGCAAAGCAAGGAGAUGGAGUUUGCACUGAGCCCUGCUCAUCCGUCCUGCCUACGCCUGGGCAGAGACACCCUGAACACUCACAGGCAGCUGAACAUCUUCCCAUGAAAAAUUGUCAUUAAAAAAAAAAAAAAAAAAAAAAAAAA